GGACGCGCAGUGCGGCGGCGCGCACAGACAGUCCGGCUCUAUAAUAAAAGCAGCACGCUCACUCCUACACACAGACCGACAGACGCGCACAUGCUGUCUGCUAACUCGGACCUGGCAUCUUCAGCAUCACUCUCAAUCUGUCUCUCCCAGUCCGAUCAGACAUUUACCAGUUCAAAAAACAGCUCCCCUUCGGAGAGGAUGGCUGCUCAUCCCUGGUGCCUAGCCCUGCUGCUCGCCCUGCUGCUGGUGGGUGACUUCACCCUGACGGACAGCGCCGAGCCCGGCUCUGGAAACAACAAGAGGGUCUCCUCCCAGCAGCCGACGGGCACUGCCAACUACCUCCAGAGCCCUGAGCUGUGGGCACAGCAGCCAGGGCACCACCACAGACAGGGAGGUCGCAAGGACAAGGCCAGCACGGGGCUGCUGUCUAGAGAGGUGCAGCAGCUGGGCCGGCCCGAGGACGACGGCACGGGCCUGGAGGGGCUGACCCCGGUGAGGCUAGAGCUGGGGGAGAGGGAGAGUCGGACCUUGGCCCUACAGGACGAGCACCACGGAGGGGGGUUCCUGGGGUUCGGGAUCCCCUUCCACGAGCGAGACAACCACCCGCCCAGCGCAGAGUCCACGCUGAAGGGAAGAAAGCAGCACAAGAAGCACAGGGGCAGGGACAAGGCCAGGCACGACAAAGGGCGGUUUGUGGAUCCAGAGCCGGGUUUGCUGUUGAAGCAGGUGGAGGUGUUUGAUGAGCCCCCCUCGGAGAGUGCCUCCCCCUCCUCACCCCCUGCGCCCCCCUCUUUCAGCACCAGCUACACCAUCACCACCACCACCACCCUGGUGACCAUGGCAACGAGCCAGGAGCCCCCAGCACCGCCCCCCGCCGCCACACGACCAAAGAAACCCUCGCAGGGGCGUGUGAGGUCAGAUGGUGAUGUCAUGCCAACCCUGGACAUGGCCCUCUUUGAUUGGACGGACUAUGAGGACCUCAAACCUGCUUGGCCCUCCUCCAGGAAGAAAGACAAGCGCCGCAGCAAGACCCUCAGCAGCAGGAACGAGACUCUGGAGGGUGAGGCCGAAGCCGAACCAUGUGACCACCACCUCGACUGCCUGCCCGGGUCCUGCUGUGACCUCCGCCAGCACGUGUGCAAACCGCACAACCACGGACUCAACAACAAGUGCUUCGACAAUUGCAUGUGUGAAGAAGGACUCCGGUGUUACGCAAAAUUCCACCGGAACCGGAGGGUGACACGGCGAAGGGGUCGGUGCAUCAAUCCGGAGUCUGCCGACAGCGACCAGGGCUCCUUCAUCACGGCCUGAGAGCAGGAGGGCACAGUGACGCUCCACGCCACACAUAUCCAAGCGUGCUGGAACAACUGUCUCCACGCAAGGUCCACGUGACGUCGGACGCGUUCAGCUUUUUAUAUUAAACGUUUCAAUUCUGCUUUAUCGUGGAUCUUUUUUUUUUUUUUUGUAAUAUAUAAUACUGUAUAUCUCAGAUUGUUACAUUGUGCAAGGAUUUCGUCUUUUAUGAAAUGUGUUUUGUGUUACAUUCAAGAUGCCAAAACUGCUGUGAAAUCACUGCCCUUUUUUGUAUAAAGAAAACGAAUUUCAUUUCCAGGUGUUUUUAGAAUUUAUUUUGGGGGGGGGGGGGGCUUUUACGUCGGACCUAGACGUUCCAGCAGACUUGUGGAACAAGCUGCACUGGUGAAGACUCUGGAGGACAGCGAUGGAGAGCCUGGGAAUAGUCUAGAUCAUUAUAAUGAGAGGGGCGGGAAUGAGACUCCCACUGCUUAGCAGUUUGGGCCGUUCCAUUUUUUACUGUGAGCUUCAUACAACAUGAAUACACUGUGGCUGAUCACAGUAAAAACCUGGAAUGGAUCAAACCGUUAUGCAUUGGGAGACCUUUUCCGAUCACUUAGAAGGGUGGGUAGUCUUGAAGGACAACUUGUGAUAGAAACUUGCAAUUGCAAUAGCUAGAUAUUUAGGUGAAACUUUAAAAGAAGAGGAAUUUCUAAUGUAGUAUUCUAAUGAAUACUAAUGAAGGUCAGGGUCUGGGAAUAAGUAAGCCCUGGAGAGGGGUCUGGUGGAUGCUGUGAUGUUGUGAUGUGCUGUAUAUCUCCAAUGACUGUUAAUAAAGAGAGACUAUUUAGUGCCUGUGAGACUGAAGCCAAUGUGAAUGCAUUUACUUCCCUUCCUAUUAAACACUGUGGGGGGGUCAUGUGAUUAGUUAUUUUAAUCUGUUGUUUGUUUGUUAGAAAUAAGUUUUGUCUAUUGACCUAGUUAAACCAGCCUGCUGAAGUAGUGCCAGGGGCAGCUUUAACAAACUUGUGAGGAGAGGAGGAGAGGGGGGGCGCACACGUCGUAUUUCCACAUGACCGCCUUUCACAGCUCGCUGUCAUUGAGCCGGGGUCAGGGGGUCGGCAGAGGGUGACCCUGACACAGGGAAGCAGCGUGUGGA
This is a messenger RNA of Polyodon spathula (Mississippi paddlefish), 2452 nucleotides long. Its product is annotated as draxin-B-like. The record is from RefSeq and is a predicted model, not a curated record. NCBI's taxonomy places the organism in Eukaryota, Metazoa, Chordata, Actinopteri, Acipenseriformes, Polyodontidae. Gene Ontology annotation, biological process: axon guidance; Wnt signaling pathway. Gene Ontology annotation, cellular component: extracellular region. The transcript is spliced from 7 exons. The coding region runs from base 91 to 1311 and encodes 406 amino acids.